UUCUUCUUCUUAUUCAAACUAGAACCCCAAGAACCAGACAGAGGUUUUCAAACACAUGUUAUAAGACAAACGCAACACUUAGCUUCUGUCUUUUUUUUAAUAACACUUGGCAAUUAAUUUAAGUUCAUUUAUUGAACAAAACAAAAACAGAGCCAAAAAAAAAACUAAUGGUUCAAAACCAGCAAGAAGCUUUCGCCGUCGACAUGCCACAAACCGGUGGCUCCAAGUGCUUCGACGACGAUGGCCGUAUCAAACGAACGGGAAAUGUUUUGACGGCGAGCGCACAUAUCAUAACGGCGGUGAUAGGUUCAGGAGUUUUAUCACUAGCAUGGGCCACAGCACAGCUAGGUUGGCUCGCUGGACCGGCGGUUAUGUUACUCUUCUCCGUCGUCACUUAUUUCACUUCCACUCUCCUAGCUGCUUGCUACCGCUCCGGCGACCCUAUCUCCGGCAAGAGGAACUACACUUACAUGGACGCCGUCCGAUCAAACCUAGGUGGCGUGAAGGUCAAGUUAUGUGGUAUUGUUCAGUAUCUUAACAUCUUUGGUGUUGCAAUUGGUUACACUAUUGCUUCAGCUAUAAGCAUGAUGGCGAUUAAGAGAUCAAACUGUUUCCACCAGAGUGGAGGGAAAGAUCCAUGUCACAUGAACAGUAACCCUUACAUGAUAGCUUUUGGUCUAGUUCAGAUUGUAUUCUCUCAGAUUCCAGAUUUUGAUCAGCUUUGGUGGCUCUCUAUCCUCGCUGCUGUCAUGUCCUUCACUUAUUCCUCUGCUGGUCUUGCUCUCGGCAUAGCUCAAGUCGUAGCAAAUGGGAAGGUGAAGGGAAGUUUCACAGGGAUCAGCAUAGGAGCUGUGACAGAGACACAGAAGGUAUGGAGAAGCUUCCAAGCUCUUGGAGACAUUGCUUUUGCUUACUCUUACUCCAUCAUCCUCAUAGAGAUUCAGGAUACAGUGAAGUCACCACCAUCAGAAGAGAAAACAAUGAAGAAGGCAACACUUGUGAGCGUUGGUGUAACGACUACGUUCUACAUGCUGUGUGGUUGCAUGGGAUAUGCAGCCUUCGGAGACAUGUCUCCAGGGAAUCUCCUAACCGGUUUUGGGUUUUAUAACCCUUAUUGGCUUCUUGACAUUGCAAAUGCAGCCAUUGUGGUUCACCUCGUUGGCGCGUACCAAGUCUAUUGCCAACCUUUGUUUGCCUUCAUCGAGAGGCAAGCUUCGGUUCGGUUCCCUGAUAGCGACUUCAUUGCUAAAGAUAUCAAGAUCCCUAUCCCAGGGUUCAAGCCUCUCCGUUUGAACUUCUUCAGGUUGAUAUGGAGGACAGUGUUUGUGAUCAUAACGACACUUAUCUCAAUGCUUCUACCGUUUUUCAACGACGUUGUGGGUUUGCUAGGUGCACUUGGGUUUUGGCCAUUGACGGUUUACUUCCCGGUCGAGAUGUAUAUAGAGCAGAAGAAGAUAGCUAGAUGGAGCACUCAGUGGGUUUGUCUUCAAGUCUUCAGCUCAGCUUGUUUGGUAGUUAGCAUUGCUGCAGCUGCAGGGUCCAUAGCUGGAGUUGUUCUUGAUCUCAAGUCAUACAAGCCAUUUCAAAGCAACUACUAAUACUCUUUUUUUCCAACCAAGAACAGUCAAAAAGAAUCAAGAAUCUUGGAGUACUUUAUGAGCUUUGCGUUUGAUAAAAGAUAAAAGCAAUAAACAAUGUUGUAUCCUCUGAAGCCUAAUGGCGAGAACUGUAAUCUUACUCCAUAUUCAUAUAUAUACUAAUAGAAGAGGUUUGACAAAACAA
Molecule: messenger RNA, 1782 nt
Organism: Raphanus sativus (radish)
Lineage: Eukaryota; Viridiplantae; Streptophyta; Magnoliopsida; Brassicales; Brassicaceae
Product: amino acid permease 3
Exons: 7
Coding region: 168-1598 (476 amino acids)
Cellular component (GO): plasma membrane
Source: RefSeq, a predicted model, not a curated record